Messenger RNA from Vitis riparia (riverbank grape), 1279 nucleotides. Its product is annotated as peroxidase 19. The coding region runs from base 105 to 1154 and encodes 349 amino acids. Lineage: Eukaryota; Viridiplantae; Streptophyta; Magnoliopsida; Vitales; Vitaceae. The record is from RefSeq and is a predicted model, not a curated record. The transcript is spliced from 3 exons. Gene Ontology annotation, biological process: response to oxidative stress; hydrogen peroxide catabolic process. Gene Ontology annotation, molecular function: heme binding; peroxidase activity.
AAACUCACACACCUGGUCUUCAUCACUUUUAAUAUUCUCCUCUACUAUUUCUCCUUUGUCCUAAGCUAGCUGCUCCUUCCUCCAUAUGAUAACGCAUUUCAAUCAUGUUCAUGCUUCUCUCUUCCUUUUCUUCUUCUUCGUUUCUUCUCAUUUCUUUCUUCUUUUUCCUUCUCUUCCUCCCCACCUCAUACUCCUUAACCAAGCCCACUAAUGCCACUCGCCGCCACCGCCAACUCUCCAUCAACUACUACGCCACCUCCUGCCCGCAGCUUGAACAGCUUGUGGCUUCCGUCACCGCCCAGCAGUUCAAAGAAGCGCCCGUCUCAGGGCCCGCCACCAUCCGGCUCUUCUUCCACGAUUGCUUUGUUGAAGGGUGUGAUGGGUCGAUAUUGAUAUCAUCGAAGCCGGGAACUGGGGUGCUGGUGGAGAAGGAUGCCUAUGAUAACAGGGACUUAGCGGCAGAAGCUUUUGAGAGCGUAAGGAAGGCCAAGGUAUUGGUGGAGAGCAAGUGCCCUGGUGUUGUGUCCUGCGCUGACAUUCUUGUCAUUGCAGCCAGAGAUUUUGUCCACCUGGCUGGGGGUCCUUACUAUCAAGUGAAGAAAGGUAGGUGGGAUGGAAAAAUAUCAAAGGCAUCAAGAGUGAAUUCCAAUCUCCCUCGAGCGAAUUCCACGGUUGAUGAGCUGAUUAAGCUGUUUAAAUCCAAAGGACUGACAAUGGAGGACCUUGUUGUCCUCUCAGGAGCACAUACAAUUGGCUUUGCCCACUGUGAGCACUUUGUGAACCGGCUCUACGAUUAUGGUGGUACAAAGCAGCCAGACUCUGCCAUUGAUCCAAGGCUCCUCAAGGCCUUAAAGAUGUCGUGCCCUCGGUUUGGAGGGAAUGCAGAUAUUGUCGCACCAUUUGAUGUCACCACCCCAUUCACAUUUGAUAAUGCAUAUUAUGGGAACCUGGAGGCCAAACUGGGGUUGCUAGCCACAGACCAAGCUCUAUUUUUGGACCCAAGGACCAAGCCCCUGGUGCAGGCCAUGGGGAAGGACAGGCAGAAGUUCUUUCAAGAAUUUGCAGCUGCCAUGGAGAAGAUGGGGUCAAUAGGAGUGAAAAGGGGAAGAAGACAUGGGGAGAAAAGGAAAGAUUGUAGCAUUCAUAUGUCAUGAAUAUUUCUCUUUUGAUUUUAUUCUUUUCUUGUUUCCCACUGUUUGUUGUUUUGUUUUAUUUGACUGGGCUUGGGACCAAAGUUGAAACAAACUAUAAUACAAGAGAAAGCAUUUUGGGAUGUAAA